This is a messenger RNA of Polyodon spathula (Mississippi paddlefish), 3146 nucleotides long. RefSeq names its product serine/threonine-protein kinase 38-like. The record is from RefSeq and is a predicted model, not a curated record. Bases 413 to 1831 code for a protein of 472 amino acids. Gene Ontology annotation, molecular function: ATP binding; protein serine/threonine kinase activity. The transcript is spliced from 15 exons. Gene Ontology annotation, biological process: intracellular signal transduction; peptidyl-serine phosphorylation. Lineage: Eukaryota; Metazoa; Chordata; Actinopteri; Acipenseriformes; Polyodontidae.
CGUGAGGUUUAAUUAAGCAGGAACAGGAAAGACUGGUUACAUUGUUACUAACAGGGAAACAGCAAGGUUGUAUCUGGAAUUAAAAUUAACAAAUAGAAAGUUUAAAAACAUUUCCGAGGCAAUAAUUACCGUUUUCCUGCCUCAUGGAUUUGCGCAAACCAUUGUUUUAAUCAUAGUCUGUGGGCGACCAGCAAGAUUUGAUCAGAACCUGAGGGUUGUUUGGCUAUAGUCACUUGUAAUUGUUUAACUCGGGGAUAAGUAAAUUAUAUAGACAUUCGUUUGAUGUAAAGAAGCAAUAUUGACAACUAAGGGAGAAGAAAACGAUCGCAGGUCGAGAUCAAACCCAUUUGAAAUUGAGACUGCCCUCCGCCGUUUAGAUUGCACGCUGGCACAGGCUGGAUUGGAGGUUAUUAUGGCAAUGACUGGAGGGAUUGCAACAUCCUUUCCUAUGAGCAAUCACACCCGUGAGAGGGUGACUGUGGCCAAGCUGACUCUUGAAAACUUCUACAGCACUCUCAUUACACAGCACGAGGAGAGAGAAAUGAGGCAGAGAAAACUAGAAAAGGUAAUGGAUGAAGAGGGGCUCAUAGAUGAAGAGAAAAAGAUGAGGCGAUCUCAGCAUGCACGGAAAGAAACAGAAUUUCUGCGGCUCAAGAGGACCAGACUUGGCCUUGAUGACUUUGAGUCGUUGAAAAUCAUUGGAAGAGGUGCUUUUGGGGAGGUGCGGCUAGUUCAGAAGAAAGAUACCGGCCAUAUCUACGCCAUGAAGAUCUUGAGAAAAGCAGACAUGCUGGAAAAGGAGCAGGUUGCUCAUAUUCGUGCUGAGAGAGAUAUGCUUGUGGAGGCUGAUGGUGCUUGGGUUGUGAAGAUGUUCUACAGUUUUCAAGACAAGAGAAAUCUAUAUCUGAUCAUGGAGUUCCUUCCAGGAGGUGAUAUGAUGACACUGCUCAUGAAGAAAGACACUUUGACAGAAGAGGAAACACAGUUUUAUAUAGCAGAGACUGUGCUGGCCAUAGACUCCAUUCACCAGCUGGGGUUCAUUCACCGAGACAUUAAACCAGACAACCUCCUGCUGGAUUCCAGGGGGCAUGUUAAGCUGUCAGACUUUGGUUUAUGCACAGGGUUGAAAAAAGCACACAGAACAGAGUUCUACAGGAAUUUAACCCACAAUCCACCCAGUGAUUUCAGAGAUCUACUUCCUACAGCCUUUCAAAACAUGAAUUCAAAAAGGAAAGCAGAGACAUGGAAAAAAAAUAGAAGGCAAUUGGCAUAUUCUACAGUGGGAACCCCAGAUUAUAUUGCCCCUGAGGUGUUCAUGCAGACUGGGUAUAACAAACUAUGUGACUGGUGGUCUCUGGGAGUUAUAAUGUAUGAAAUGUUAAUAGGCUAUCCUCCAUUCUGUUCAGAAACUCCACAAGAAACAUACAGAAAGGUUAUGAACUGGAAAGAGACUCUUGUUUUCCCACCUGAAGUACCCAUUUCAGAGAAAGCAAAAGACUUGAUUUUAAGGUAUUGUAGUGAUGCGGAGGACAGAGUGGGUGCUGUAAGUGUAGAGGAAAUCAAGAGUCAUCCAUUCUUUGAACCAGUAGACUGGGAUCAUAUUAGGGAGAGGCCAGCAGCUAUUUCAAUCGGAAUAAAAAGCAUUGAUGACACAUCAAACUUUGACGAGUUCCCAGAAUCAGACAUCCUCCAGCCAAUUUCAGUGACAAAUGCAACAGAACAGGACUACAAAUCAAAGGACUGGGUCUUCCUCAACUAUACCUACAAGAGGUUCGAAGGACUCACACAAAGAGGCUCCAUUCCCUCUUAUAUGAAAGCCGGAAAGUUGUGAAAAACAUCAGGGAUGUAGACGUUUUGAACAGCUUCGUGCCUGGGCCACUCGGCACUUAUGAAUAAUGAUACACCGAAAGACUCCUGCAGACUGUGUGGUGCAUAUCAAUGUAAAACAUGAAAUUCUACAGGAUUAGGGUUUCACAGACUACUAAAGAGGCUCUUUUGUUUUGGGUUGGCAGGGCCAGCGGCCAUCUUGCCAAAGUUGUUUUGCUUAUCUUGUUUGUUCUUUUGUACUGCCAUAAAAAGGUACUAGGGUAACUGUAAACUUAUCUUUGUGUGCAUUUCACACAUGUUUGUGUAGAGAUUUUGGCUGUGUCUCUUUCUUUUCUAAACAAAUGAUGUACAGCUCUUAAAAGACACCUGCAUGUUAAUGAAGCCAUAUUACACAUCCGUAUAGCUGAGAGCUCAGAUUGGACAUGCGUGCUUUUUGAUAUACACUUCCUGAAGAUGGAGUGACCUCACAGGCUAAACUGUAGACACUGUAUUGAAACUCUGGGCAGUGUAAGGAAACACAUCCCCCUCUUGUUAUACAAAUAAGAGGUGGGAACAGUUUUUGCAUGCAAAAGGGAAACUGUAUUGACUACUGUAAUAAAGAACUAAAUUGCAUUAACUUCCAACAAUCAGUACAUUUGAGUUGGCUGCUAAAUAAUGUUACCAGUUGCAGUACGUCCAAAUUACAUUGUGUGACAACAUAAUUUUGUUAAGGUAGUGCUGCUGAGUCCCAGAUUCAGAUUCACGUUAAAAUCCCCAUUGCUGGUUUAAAGACACAUGUUUUGAUAGGCAAUAAUUGGGAUUUUACAGCUUUUCUUAAAAUAAAUAGAUAAAUAAAUAAAUUAUAAAUUUCUAGCCCACUUUCUGAUUAGCUUGUUUUUUUUUUUUUUAAACUAUAACAAAAAUGUAUCUCUUCUUAAAGACUUAAAGUCAAUGUUGUAUGUAGCAAAAAUAUGUCCCUGGGUUGGGAGUAUUGAAAAAUGUUUAAACUGCAAGAUUAAAAAAAUGUCAAACAAUCACGCUUGUCACAGGCCCCAGAAAUGAAUACAGGUACUACUAGAAUCUACUUGAUAACCCCUAAAUAUCUUACAUAUGUCGUAGAUAAUUUUCAGAUUACAACUAAUUUUGCCUAGCCUUGGUGAUGACCUUGGCCUUUCAAUCAAAAGAAAAAAAAAGGAAUUUAGUUUCAUGCAUACUAGAAAAGUUAAUCUAAUUUUUGUUGUGCAGGUUUGGAAUUAAUAUGGGUAUGUUUAAAAAUGUGUUUGACUUUAACCAGGGUUUUUUUUUAUUUGUUUAGUGUUUUGUUUUUGCAUAUUUUUUUU